CUAUACAUAAUUAAUUAUAGCUACAUCAUAAACUAUUCUAGUUCUAUCUAGAAUGGGAAAUUUACUGUCUGGAAGUCGUGCUCCCAAACAAUCAUCUAUCAGGGACACCACUCCUGAGUACUUAGCAUUUCGAAAGUGCUAUGAGAAUGUAAUUGCUACUGUAAAAGAGCAACCUGGCGCCAUCUGUGAUGCCCUCUAUGCAAAGGGGUAUGUACCCUCUUCUGUUCGCGAUUUCACCCGAAACAUGUCAAUACUGGAUGAAAUGAAAGCUCAGAAACUUGUGGACACUAUUAUCGAUCGGAUUGAACGUGAUCCCAAUGUUUUCCAUGGCUUUGUUGACAUUAUAAAGGGCCCUUCUACUGACGAUAUUGUCAGAAUCCUACAAGAAGCCUACGACACUGAAUGUGGUAUAGUUGGGGCCGGGGAUCCCGAGCCUGAACAAUCACAUCAAGCAAAAUUUAGUGCUGAAUGUGACUAUAGAGAGCUUGAACAACUGACAUCACAUCAACUUACGUCAAAACUCACAGAAGGAACUGAAGACAAUGAUUCUUCUGGAGACGAGUCAUUUCACUCUACUGCAGCUGAACUAAGGAGCUUUAUCUGUCCUUUCUGCAAUGAAUGCACUCUCGAACGCUUUUUUUCUGAAGAGGGCUGUCCACAUAGAACGAGAUCAAUUGAAGGAUACAGCAAGCUAUUUCCGUACAUGGAUGUAAAGGGUCUCGAAAAGGAUGAUAUUAUUGAUCUGCAACAAAGAUUGAUAUCUGAUACGAAAGAAAUUCUCACAAAAUUUGCUGAUUUUUCGAUUUAUAUUCGGGAGUCAUUAAAAAGGCAAAAUAUCCUUCUAGAAGAAAUCAAACACUCCAUCUUAAGCCUCAGGGCUUUCAGAGAAAUAGACAAUGAAGUAAAAGUGCUUGACAGUAUAGAACAUCAAGAGAAGUUACUUGGGGCAAGUUCAGUGUCUGAGAUGUUCUUGAUUCUUCAAAGUAAUAACUACAUCUCGUUCUACAAUUACCAUUUACUGGAACACCUCAUUAAGCAUCAUGGGUGCUCUGAUGACCAUAGGCUACUGGAAGAAUACCUAAGAGAUUUGCAUACCUUUUGUCAGCGAAAUGUAUUUGAAAUUCCACCAUUAGUAUUUUCUAGUGGAUGCAAUGUUCCCGAAAAAGGUAAGCUGUUUGCUCUCAAAUGUGCAACAGGUGUUGAAACACUGGAAGGAGUGCAAGCACUCCAAAACGAAGUAGCAAAGGUGUUUGGUUUGCGGUUUUCAGCUCUGCGACUAUGCUUGAUUAAGAAUGGCUGUGUCGAGCUUCACCUCAUGGUUUCUGCUGCUGUUGCUAAAAGUAUCUUGCCAGUGUCUCACGAGCAUCACUUAGCUCUUAGUGAGAUUGGGGUCAAAUUUCUCGAGCUAUCAGAUCAGCUAAUUCUAGCGUGUUUGAAAGGGUCAAUCUCAGAAGUGGCGUCUCUCAUGGAACACGGAGCAAGUGUGGAUUGCAGAUCGAAGGAUGGGACAUCGCCACUCCUAGCUGCCUGUGAAGGAGGUCACACUGAGACUGCAAAGUUGUUGAUUGACAAGGGGGGAGCAGAUGUGAACCAGCUUGUUAGGGAUGGGACAUCCCCACUCCUAGCUGCCUGUGAGGGAGGUCACACUGAAACUGCGCAGUUGUUGAUUGACAGGGGAGCAGAUGUGAACCAGCUUGUUAGGGAUGGGACAUCCCCACUCCUAGCUGCCUGUGAGGGAGGUCACACUGAGACUGCAAAGUUGUUGAUUGACAGGGGAGCAGAUGUGAACCAACUUGAUAAGCCUCACUGAAAAAGAGCAAAGAAGUGAUACAGAGCAUCAGAAAACAUGAAAGAGACUGAUCGGGUGUUAUACAGGGGGGAAGGGGAUAUCCCCCUAAAAUUCGCAUUCAAGUACUAGUUGUAUGACUGACUGAGUGUCCAUAGCUGGCAAUUUUACAUACUAACAGGGUAUUAAUAGGGUAUUGAAAUAACAGCUAGUUGAUCGACAUUUUUUUUAGCAAACUUUUUUCUUAUUUCCCCCCUCUACUUCAAAAUCCUGUAUUACACCCUAUAAAUUAUUGUUUUUCUCGUUUCUCUCACUAUAAUUAUU
Molecule: messenger RNA, 2110 nt
Organism: Halichondria panicea
Lineage: Eukaryota; Metazoa; Porifera; Demospongiae; Suberitida; Halichondriidae
Product: protein TANC2-like
Exons: 6
Coding region: 53-1810 (585 amino acids)
Molecular function (GO): protein binding
Source: RefSeq, a predicted model, not a curated record